Spizellomyces punctatus DAOM BR117 is the source of this 1907-nucleotide messenger RNA. RefSeq lists its product as uncharacterized. Gene Ontology annotation, biological process: protein import into peroxisome matrix, docking. Gene Ontology annotation, molecular function: protein binding. The transcript is spliced from 5 exons. The record is from RefSeq and is a predicted model, not a curated record. Gene Ontology annotation, cellular component: peroxisomal membrane; cytosol. Lineage: Eukaryota; Fungi; Chytridiomycota; Chytridiomycetes; Spizellomycetales; Spizellomycetaceae. The coding region runs from base 22 to 1731 and encodes 569 amino acids.
UCUUUGUCCACUAAGGCCAGAAUGUCAGGACUCCAAGCUCUCGUCGGGAGCGGUGCAGAGUGUUCCGGCGGAAACUCUAUCUCACAGUUUGUAAAGCAAUUGGAUAGAAACCACGCGGUAGAGCAGGACGUUUUCCGACCAGAAGAGACUCAUGAGCAGUUCCAUCCGAGGUUAGCGAGGGGAAGAGUAGAAUUUGAUGAAAAAGAGUUUGUGGACGAGUUCCUGAACGGGGGAGGAAGGGAGCACGUUCAUGAUCAAAGAUUAUUCGGAGUUGUCCCAAAUCUGGAGAGUGAACUGGGGAGAAUCGGCCCUACGGAUUGGGCUGCCGAUUUUGAAAGCUUUCAACAUAUCCAUGGCGGUGGAGGCGAUGCUGGCUUUGAAGCUGCUUUCAACCGUGCUUUGCAGCACGCUCCAGAAUCAGGGUGGGCCAACGAAUUCGUCCAAGGUGCGCCUCUGGCCGAAAAUGAGGUGUUUGAACGAGCAUUUUCACAACAACACCAUGCCGCGCUGGAAGAUGCCUUUUCGCGAGAAUUUGCAGCUGUUCACGAUACACUUAUAAAGGGGAAAGGAAAAGCACCUGCAUUGGGAAAUGAUGAGAUCGCCUGGGAAGAAGAGUUUGCAAAGCGGUUCAAUCAGGAUCCUGACAUGGAUAAGCUUGGAAAGUUGUUUCAACAGUAUGAUCUGGGGACCGACGCGGUCAAGGACUGGGAAUCAGAGUACGAAGAUUUCCAAAUUUCAAAUGCAAGUGACGCUUGGGGACAGGAUGAGGUUACUGACCCAGAUCCAGUCACCGCUCCAUGCGCUCCGUACGUUUUUGAGUCGAACAAUCCCUAUCUCAGUCAUGCGGAUCCCAUGGCGGAGGGACAGCGGAUUCUGGAUGCAGGAGGUAGUCUGUCGGCGGCUGCUUUGGCCUUUGAGGCGGCCGUCCAGCGUGACCCAGACAAUUCGGAGGGGUGGGCGCUUUUGGGUAUUACACAAGCAGAGAACGAGAAGGAGGGGCCUGCAAUUGCUGCAUUGCAGAGAAGUGUGCAAACAGAUCCAACAAAUCUGAAAGCUUUAAUGGCUCUUGCGGUGAGCUACACCAACGAAGGUCAGGAAAUAGAAGCAUACGCGACACUCGAACGUUGGCUUAAAACCCAGUAUCCAAGCAUCGCGUCGAUGCAACCUGCUACGUCCUACACCGACAAGGAAAUCCUUCACACACAUGUUACCAACCUCUUCCUGGAAGCCGCCCGACAAGGUCCGUCAGCCUCUCAAACCCCUACCACAGCCGAAAUCGACCCCGACAUCCAAAUUGGACUCGGUGUCCUCUUUUACAACUCCUCCGACUUUACCAAGGCUAUAGACUGCUUCACAUCGGCACUUUCUCUGCGUCCCAACGACUAUCUACUCUGGAAUCGCUUGGGCGCAACAUUGGCAAACUCGGGACGGUCGGAAGAAGCUAUCGAUGCCUAUUACAAGGCGUUGGAAUUGAAACCGAGGUUUGUCCGAGGGCGGUAUAACCUAGGUGUCAGUUGCAUCAACGUUGGGUGUUACAAGGAGGCUGUGGAGCAUCUGUUGGGUGCAUUAUCGAUGCAUGUCGUUGGAGACCAGGGAGGUGGAGAGAAUGUUUCGGGAAAUUUAUGGGAAACUUUGCGACGAGCAUUUAUACUGAUGGACCGACGUGAUCUGGCGGAGAAAGCACACACGGGUCAGGAUGUAUCUUUAUUUAAAGAUGAGUUUGAAUUUUAGGACGACCACCCGACGUGUUGGACAGGUCUAUUAGUUAUUCAAUCUGCAUAAAUCUCAAUUUGAAGUAAUAAGAAAAGUCGGAUAACCCUGGUUAUAGAUGCCGGAAAGGAACACUUUUUAUUCUUAAGUUGAUAGCAAGGAAACCAUGUCAAAAUUGUCACGAUAAUGAUGGGCGA